This is a messenger RNA of Austrofundulus limnaeus, 2103 nucleotides long. It is a transcript of the gene mtfr1, whose product is annotated as mitochondrial fission regulator 1. Gene Ontology annotation, biological process: mitochondrial fission; aerobic respiration. The transcript is spliced from 8 exons. Gene Ontology annotation, cellular component: mitochondrion. The record is from RefSeq and is a predicted model, not a curated record. Bases 144 to 1133 code for a protein of 329 amino acids. NCBI's taxonomy places the organism in Eukaryota, Metazoa, Chordata, Actinopteri, Cyprinodontiformes, Rivulidae.
CCCCACGCUAGUUUGCGAUUUACGUAUGUUGUCGACUUGUCUGGAGAAGGAGGCUAAACUCUAGAAAAGGUUCAGUGUCAUUUGGUAAUCAUGCUGAAAUGUGUUUAUGUUUUARUUGAUCUUUAUGAAACUCAUGAACAGAAAUGAAUAAAGAUCACUCAUGGCUUGAGAUGGACCUGGCUUUUGGUUCAUCAAAACCAUACGGUUCCUCAAGAAGUAUUGUUAGGAGAAUAGCUGCCAAUCUCCCCAUCCAACCUUGCCCCAGGGUUCAUUUUCAGCUUUUCCCGUACAACGAAGAUACAGGUGUCCUAAUURGCACCAGGAAGCAGACCGGCCUGGUGGCCUCGCUUGCUGAUAUCGCUUGGAUCGACAGGGAAGAUGAAGACGACCACGAGGAUGAUGGAAGCCUUGUCAGAUCUCGGUCUGGGAUCCCACCGGGGCUCAUAUUUCGAGCCCAAAGGCCUCGUCCUCGGAGAAAGUCCCUCAGUCGUCAGAGCUCACUCCCCAACCUGCUUGAAGGAGCUUCAGACCCACAGGGGGCGUCGGCCACAAACGAUGAGGCAAUCCAAAAGAUCAGUGCUCUGGAGACUGAACUUGCUAAACUCCGAGCUCAGAUAGCUCAGAUUGUCCUGGUUCAGGAAAAAACUGCACAGUCUGCUGCUGCUACAGGGGGACCUCCUCCUCCUCCCACUUCUGGUACUCUUCCUCCACCUCCUCCCCCUCCUCCUCCUCCUCCUCCUCCUCUACCACCWCCAGGAAUAAAGCGGUCAUUUUCAGCCCUCGAUUUGAUAAAAGAGCGCAGAGGAAGGAAGGCGAAUUGUCCGACAGCUCCGGAGUCGAGGACGGCAGAAAUCCCCAACAUGCUUGAAAUUUUAAAGGACAUUAACAAAGUUAAGCUUCGAUCUGUAAAAAGUCGUCCAGGGGAAGACCAUGCCAAGGUGAAGCCACGUGAGCCAGCAGAUGCUGCAGGUCUCAUCGCUGAGGCCCUGAAACGCAAGUUCGCUCAUCGCUAUGGCAAUGGACAGGAAGACGAGGAUUUCAGACUUCCUGUCCCCGAGGUUAAACCGCAAACUGAAGCCCCUCUGUUUGGGCAGCACAUGUUGAAACAAACUGGAAAGAGAAAGUUUCUGUGAGACGAACCCGAGCUGCUGAUCCAAACCUUCUGCGGACUCUUUAAAGAUCCUUAUUGAUCUUUUCAGUAUUUGUCCUGCUUUAUUCUGGCCGCUCCAAACAUCAUGACAUGGUCGUCCUGACCGUAUUUUGCACUUUUGUAACAGCCUUAGGCUUUACGARCAUAACUUUCUGUUGCAACCUUCAACACUAUUAGAUUUUAUUUUCUCUUCAGUUAYUCAUUAAAUGUUAGUUUAAUUUGUUGCACAUGUGGGUGAUCAGUUGUACGCCCUWAUUUUGAAGGCUGUGGUUAAAAGCCAAAAAAAAAAAAAAACUCAUAAUGUGGAAGAAAGGAGCACUUUCUAACAUGUUGAAUUUCACACCAUUCAAUUUUAAGACUAGUUUAUAAUUUGAAGUUGGUUAUUCAUAAUUUUGUCAUUUCUCUUUUAACAGUGAAUGUUUUAGAUCUGUCAGGUACUAAUUGAGAAGUUUUCAGUCGAUUCCAGAGUCGCGUCUUGAUCAAGGUUUGUUGCAGUCGCCACUCUAGGAUGUUUUGCUGACUUAACAAUUUAUUUGUUUUAAUUUUAUUUGCCUUUUUAGGAGCCAAAGACAUUCCACUUGAUGUCCUGUAGGAGUCUUUGUACUGCUGCAUUUCACUUUUAUUUCCUCAUGUAAAUUAAGAAAAACUCAUUUGUCAUUUGUUUUAUCAGUUCCUACCUCUGAGUUCAGGAAGUGCCUUUUGUCUGUUCACAUUUCAAUUUAAAACAGUCGUAUUUAAGCUUUCAUGUGAGUAAUCGACACAUUAUGUCAAACUUUGAGAGAAAAAUCAGUUUUAUUUGAGGUUUUAUGGCAUUGCUGUUAWUUCAACAUUAAUAGUUUUUUUAAAAGGGAAAGAGGACAGGAUGUGUUGGAAAUGAUUUUUAAUUUAUUGUUUAAAAUUUUGAAGGAGUUGUCAAGUUUUCAAAGCUUUCAAUAAAAAUUGAAUUCCCCUGA